CAAUCUCACCUCCUCUGCCAUCUCAUCUCUGCUCUGCUCAUCUCAUCUCACUCAUCUCAUAUCCUGCUACUGUCAAACACCAAGCAAGUCUCUUCAAUAUGAAAAUCAGUACCACCUUCGCCAGCCUCGUGGCCUACUGUGCCAUUGGCACCCACGCAAUGCCCUCAAACCCAGAACCAGUAUCUGAGCUCACCAGCCGGAACGAAAACCCCAUACUGGAGAAGCGAAAGUGCUAUAACGGGAAAAAGGAAUAUGGCUGUGACAAAGGAUGGUGCUGGAAGAAGUGCGGCGGCGGUACUCCAGACAUCGCCAACAGUGGCCCGUGGUGCUGGGCCAAAUGGAACUGGGGAUGGGGUGAUGGUAACUGGGUCUCUUGCCACUAUGAUAGCGACUGCAAGAAGGCCUUUGCUGGUGAAGCUGCAUGCGCCCAGGGAAACUGUGAGGACUGUGGAUGCAGCUGUUAAGGUUGGAAAUGGAACCUGUGAUGAGUUCACGAGAAACACGGGAUUAGGUAACCAACUUGAUUUCUUAACAAUGC
Fusarium verticillioides 7600 is the source of this 538-nucleotide messenger RNA. RefSeq lists its product as hypothetical. The transcript has a single exon. The record is from RefSeq and is a predicted model, not a curated record. NCBI's taxonomy places the organism in Eukaryota, Fungi, Ascomycota, Sordariomycetes, Hypocreales, Nectriaceae. The coding region runs from base 99 to 464 and encodes 121 amino acids.